Molecule: messenger RNA, 1209 nt
Organism: Pyrus x bretschneideri (Chinese white pear)
Lineage: Eukaryota; Viridiplantae; Streptophyta; Magnoliopsida; Rosales; Rosaceae
Exons: 2
Coding region: 517-1011 (164 amino acids)
Source: RefSeq, a predicted model, not a curated record
UUAAGCCUUCAAUCAUUGGGUCUUCUGUCUCUUGCACCGCUCUCUCUCUAGAAAGUGUGUUGUAUUUUCCUCUCUGUAUCUCUACUUCUCUGCUAUUCAUAUAUUGUUGAGUAGAAGAUUUUGUGAAGGAGAAACAAAAAGCAAUCUCUUUGUUUACUCAUAAUAUUAAGAGUUGGGUUCUUUCCAAAAACACAGAAAAGAGAUCAAAGAGAGAAAAAAGAUCACAGUUUGGGUCUUGCAUCAGGAAGACGAAGAGAUAAUUCAACUAGCGAAGUUUGAGAAAGCUGAAAAUUAAGGCUCCGUUUGGAUAAAGAGUUUUGAGGUUUGAAGAUUAUUUCUUUAGAAAAUGGCUGCGGAAGAGAAGGUUGAAGAAGGAGCUUGGGAGAAAGAGCGAUAGAGGAUACGCACAGAAAACAAACCCAAAUUAGCAGAAAUUCAGAAGAAGAAAAUAACCAAAAAGGAUACAUCGGGUUUAGGUUUUAAUCUGUUUCUGCAGUUUCUGCCGGUUUAACAAUAAUGGCAAUGUCCGCAACUAUCGUCACCACCGACACGAUUGUUCUACCGGCCGCGGCCGCGGAAACUCAGCCACAACAAACCACAACAAAACUCGUUCCCUCCAUCGAAAUCGAGUUCGUACAAUGCGACUGCUGUGGAUUAACAGAAGAGUGCACACCUGCGUACAUUGAGCACGUGAGGGAGAGAUAUCAGGGCCAUUGGAUUUGUGGGUUGUGUGCAGAAGCUAUAAAAGAUGAGAUUGUUAGGUCGCAGAAGAGGCUGAUCAGCACGGAAGAAGCCAUGGCCACACACAUGAACUUCUGCAAAAAGUUUAAGGCCUCAGGGCCUCCUCCAAACCCUACCAUUCACUUGAUAUCUGCCAUGAGACAGAUUCUCCGGCGCAGUUUGGAUUCUCCGAGGGGGGGUUUGAGAUCAACUCCAAGUAGUCCUACAAAGAUAAAUGCAGGCAAAGGGCUCACAAGGUCUGAGAGUUGCUUUCCGACUCUGACUGGUUGAGGAUAUUUGAUUACUGGAGAAUAUAUUGGGAAUAAGGAUCAAAAGUUGGGAAAAGUUUGGCGAAUUUGCUAUUUUAUUUGCUGAAAAUAAAAACCCAGAAAGGAAAAGCAAGGAAUUUAAUUGUUAAGGGUAGAUGUUUAAUUUUAGUCGUAAUUUAAUUAAUUAGUACUGAAAUACAGAACCUUUUUUUUCCUUUAA